ACUGCACACUGACACAGAAAGGCGCUGUCAGUAGAAUCUGAAUUCAUGUAAAGAUGUACGUGCCACAGCGCUUCCAUCUGCUCAUCUACAUGAUAUUGACAGCUGCAGCCAUCCCAAUUACUUCAGCUUUCAACAUUGAUACAACAAACUCUACCGUUCUUCCUGGCGAGAAGGAAGAUUUCUUUGGAUACAAGGUGCUUCAGUACGAGUCACCCAAGAACAAAGGGGUAAUCGUUACUGCACCGCUGCGGCUAAAUGGGUCAGGGGGCAUCUCCAAGAUCGACCAAAAUGGCGCUAAAUUGUGGUUCAAUGGUUCUUCACAUCCGUAUUCAGCCAAGCAUCUUGGCUUGUCAAUAGCCACGGAUACAAAAUCCGGGUUUAUUGCCUGCAGUCCAAGCCUUGCUCAUCCAUGCGAUGAGAAUGUCUACCUGAACAGUUUGUGUUACAACAUCACAGAUGAUUUUGAGCUGAUCUCUUCUUUCAAGCCUUUGUUCCAAAAAUGCAUAGAAAAGGUUGUAAACCUUGUGUUUCUGUUUGAUGGAUCCGAGAGCAUGACUAAUACAGAAUUUGGUAAAAAUAAAGAAUUCAUAACAGACAUAAUGAACCAACUUAAAAACACAUCUUUCAAGUUUGCAGCAGUUCAGUUCUCAACAUCGUGCAGGACAGUGUUCAACUUUAAGGAUUACGCUGAUGGUACUGCUCAAGACAAACUUGCCAAUGAACAGCAUAUGAAGGGUCUAACCAACACACACCAGGCCCUUAACUUUACACUGCACAAUCUCUUGGAAAAUGAAACAGCAGGAGCCUCAAAAAAUGCAAAUAAAGCUGUGGUGAUAAUCACAGAUGGAAAUCCAAGUGAUCUGGAUAAAAGUUAUCAGAGUGUUGCAACCUAUAAUCGCAAAGAGAUCACUCGAGUUGUUAUUGGGGUUAAGAUUGAAAAAGAUAAAUUCGACAAAUUAAAAACAAUUGCAUCAGAACCAAAAGAUAAUAAUGUGUUCGAAAUUGAAAACUAUGAUGGACUUACUGGAAUACUGGGAAGUUUGCAAAAACAGAUCUUCGCUAUAGAAGGAUCUAAUAGGACUCGAUCUGAUAAACUGAAUACUCAAAUGGCUCAAAGUGGAUUCAGUGUCGUCUCACACAAGGACACCUUGGUUCUGGGCUCAGUGGGUUCAAACACCUGGCGUGGGACUCUCAAUGAGUAUAAGACACAAAACAAGGUGAUUUUAGACCCAGAUAUGCAAGAGGCCUCCUACAUGGGAUACACUCUUUCUGUUGGAGAAAGAAAUGGCAUUUCUUUAUAUUUCACUGGCGCCCCACGUUUCAACCACAUGGGACAGGUUGUAGUUUUUCGACGUGAUGAAGACAAGUGGCCAGUAGUCCAAAGAAUAACUGUGGACCAGAUUGGCUCCUAUUUUGGUGCGGAGCUGUGCUCUGUGGACAUUGACACAGAUGGUAACACUGAUUUCCUGCUGGUUGGCGCUCCAAUGUUUUUCCUUCCUGAGGAGAGAAAAGAAGGGUCGAUCUACAUCUACGCAAUAUCUGAUAAGAUCGACUUAAUGAGGGUGCUUCAAGUGAAAGCACCGUCCAUGGGUAGAUUUGGCACCACGAUAUCCAGUCUUGCAGAUCUGAAUGGAGAUGGUCUCCGAGAUGUUGCAGUGGGAGCCCCCCUGGAAGAGAACAACGCUGGAGCGGUCUACAUCUACCUUGGACAAAGAGGCACAGGGAUGCGCAACAUUUCCAGCCAGAGAAUCACAGGAGCACAAUUUGAUCCUGCAUUGACAUUUUUUGGUCAGUCCAUCAAUGGAGACAUCGAUCUCGGAAAGGAUAGGUUGCCAGAUAUUGUGGUGGGAUCCCAAGGUGCUGCUGUUGUCUUAAGGUCCAAACCUGUGUUAGAUGUCAAGGCUAAGCUGUCAUUUUAUCCCAACGUGAUAAGUAUUCAGGAAAUCAACUGCUUGGAUAAGACGGAGGACAAACCAUUACCAAUGACUAACAUAACAGCUUGCUUUGAAAUGGUAGAAGUAACAAACAGCACUGCAGGGCCAGGAAUCAAUAUCUCACUCAUGCUCAAUGUGGAUCCAAUGAGGCAAUCAAAUCGAGGUUUCUUCAUUGAAAAUGGAACAAAUAGCAGGAAUAUUAUACAUACCCGUGAGCUGACUGACAAGGAAACAUGCUUCAACUAUUCUAUCUCCAUGAAUAAAUGCAUACAAGACACAUUAUCUCCUGUCAACGUCAAGCUAAACUUUUCCCAAGAUUUCAACAACCAUUCAACAGCCAUUCUUAGCAUAGACAGCCAAAUACAGGCAAUGGUUGAGGUUCCUUUCGAAAAACACUGUGAAAAAGAAAUCUGCAUUGCUGAUCUUAAAGUGGAUUUUAAUUUUCAGUCUGAGGAACUAUUAGUGACAAAAGAUAGCAGCAUCAAAAUAUGGAUAAAACUCGAUAAUAUGGCUGAUGACUCAUACAACACCAGCCUGACGAUGCUCUACCCUCAAGGCCUCUCUUUCUCAAUGUUGGAUCAAAAAGGGAACAAGAAACUAACUCAAAUCUGCGCUGACCAAGAAAAACUUAAUGAGACCAUUUGUGGGAUAAGCCUUCCUGUAUAUCGCAGCAAAUCCUCUGCCGAGUUUAUUGCUACUUUUCGCACCAAAGAUUUUGAGUGGAAUGACACAUUGCCGAUGACAAUCUUUGCAGAAAGUGAAAAUUCUAACUCCAGCAAGAGUUCUUCUAUGACCAAAAGUAUUCCUGUAAAAUAUUCUGUUGAAAUGGCAAUAGCAGUAAAUGACGCAUCUGAUGACAACCUGAAGUUCACUCCAGAAAAUUAUAAAACACAAAAACUGUCAACUGUAUACAAUAUACGCAACACAAAUUAUAAGGAUUUUCCCAUCAGUGUAUUCCUCUUCUUCCAAGAGAAACUGGAACACGACUUUGAAAUGACAAACUAUAAAGUUAUUGUCAAGCCAAAUAAAUCUCAGUGCUCAAAGUUUUCCACCCCAAAAGCUGAGGACUGCCCAUGGAAAGAAAACUGUGUGGCCAUAAAAUGCGAUACAUUUAUGUUAAAAAACUAUUCAGAUGUUUACAUUUCCCUGUUGGGGGAUGUGCAUUUCCGAAAUCUGAAAAACUACGAAUCGAAUAUGCCCUUUCUGAAAAAAUAUACUGGAGUCCACGGAGAGGUCAAAUUUAACAGCUCUAUAAAAGUUCGCUAUGAUGGUAGUAGAUACGUGAUGAAACAAGAGAAAAACAAGAACUACGCAAUAGAAAAAUCAACUGGAGUUGUAGUUGAAUUUAAGGUGUCUCAACAUAGAAAUCUGAUCAUUGCGACUGGUGUGAUAAUGGGAUUUAUCCUUCUGAUCAUACUCACGAUCAUCAUGUGGAAGUGUGGCUGCUUUAAGAGGAAAACCAUUGAGGAUUUCAAUGAGGAAAUGGCUGGUCAGAUAAUAACCUCAUCUGUGCCAUCUCUUAACAAAUUUGAACAAGUGAAAGAGGAAAAAAAACCUCUUAAUGCAGAUGAGGACAAAGAAGACAAAUCCCCAGCUAAUCCAGAAGGAGUCUGUGAAAACGUGGAUCUUUAGGGCUGAACCAGCUCAAACGUGACGAAAGUUGGGACUAAAAUUUAGAGAUUAUUUCAAAUAUUUACACAGUUAUUUUCUUCUCUUUUUUUCUGACAUUUUCAUAAAAGUAAAACAGAAAUGAAAGAAAAAGGCCAAAGUACAUUGUAUUGAUGCUGAAUUGUUGUGAUAAUUUGGUUCGGCUUUUUAUGCAGAUUCGGUUAGAUUGACCGAGUAAAUUUUAUGUUUGACUUGAUCUCAGACCCUGAAGAGACUGCAACGCAGAGCAAAGCCUUUCUUUGAGCUGUUCUUGACAUGUUCUUGCCUGAGGCAGGGAACAAGACUACUCUAGAUGUAUGAAUGAUGUAAUAUAAAUACAAAUGCCUGACAGAAGCUCUGAACCUAACGCCCUUUACUAGGAUGGUUUUUGUGGCUUAUGGUUUUUGUGUCUUUUCUCUUUGUAUUGGUUUGACUGAAUGGAGUUUUAGUUAUAAGAUUGUAUUAUUGAAUGCUUUUGUUUUAAAUUGAUUUGCAUUGCUUGUUUUACGUAUUGUUUCAUCCCAUUUCUCGGAUUGAGGUGUUUAUUUCAUGUCAACCAACCUUUGAAGACUGAUUCCAACAUACAUAGUUGUUCAAUGUGCACCUGUGUUUGGCUUUACUGGUACCUGCCAUUGUGUGUGUGUGUGUGUGUGUGUGUGUGUGUGUGUGUGUGUGUGUGUGUGUGUGUGUGUGUAGGUGUGUGUGUGUGUGUGUGUGUGUGUGUGUGUAUGUGUGCGUGUGUGCGUGCGUGUGUGUGUGUGUGUGCGUGUUUAAAUUGCUGAUUGCUAAAGAAGUGAAGCAUGACAGCUUUUAUUUAUCAUCAAUCAUUAUGUAGUGAUUCAGCAAUAGGUUGUUUCAUACUGGAAUUAAAGUAUUUACAUUUACCUCAUUUCAAAUUAUGUCAGCAGUGUUUUUAGGGCAACAUGUUUGUGUAGCAUUUUGAAAAUGUUUAAAAUAAAAUAUUAGCCUUUUACUGGAAACAGG
This is a messenger RNA of Xiphophorus maculatus (southern platyfish), 4565 nucleotides long. Its product is annotated as integrin alpha-L-like. The coding region runs from base 54 to 3566 and encodes 1170 amino acids. Gene Ontology annotation, cellular component: external side of plasma membrane; integrin complex. The record is from RefSeq and is a predicted model, not a curated record. The transcript is spliced from 31 exons. Gene Ontology annotation, molecular function: integrin binding. Lineage: Eukaryota; Metazoa; Chordata; Actinopteri; Cyprinodontiformes; Poeciliidae. Gene Ontology annotation, biological process: cell adhesion mediated by integrin; cell-matrix adhesion; integrin-mediated signaling pathway.